Myxocyprinus asiaticus (Chinese sucker) is the source of this 6953-nucleotide messenger RNA. Its product is annotated as receptor-type tyrosine-protein phosphatase zeta-like. Gene Ontology annotation, biological process: peptidyl-tyrosine dephosphorylation. The record is from RefSeq and is a predicted model, not a curated record. The transcript has 31 exons. Gene Ontology annotation, molecular function: protein tyrosine phosphatase activity; protein binding. Bases 161 to 5179 code for a protein of 1672 amino acids. Lineage: Eukaryota; Metazoa; Chordata; Actinopteri; Cypriniformes; Catostomidae.
UGCAGCGGUGAGUGGAUCUAACCGCAGAAGAGGACAUUUUCUCCCGUUACCCAUCCAAUGUAAUACCCACCGGUUCUUCUGGAGAGGAGUUCCUCUAUCGUCGCGCUCGUGCUCACCUCAUUUGCUCUCUCCAGCAAUAUUUCUCCACAUUCAGAGAAUAAUGAAAGCGCCCGCGACUAGAUGCGCACUCUUCCUCGCGCAGAUCGCACUUCUCUGUAACACAGCGGAUAUAUCAGAAGCAUAUGGAUUCAGAUCACAGAAGAAGCUCUCUGAGAAUAUAGACUGGUCGUAUGCGGAUCUGGGUGUUAUUGGAGGAACUCUAAACCAAAACAACUGGGCCAAGAAAUACCCAUCAUGCAACAAUGCCAAACAGUCACCUAUAAACAUUGAGGAGAGCCUGACGCAGGUCAAAGUUCAAUUUCAGAAGCUGAGAUUAGAGGGCUGGGAGGAAAAGACGUCAGACUACACUACAGUCAAGAAUGAUGGCAAAACUGUGGCCAUCGAUGUGGGAGGAGAGUUCUACGUGAGUGGAGGGGGGCUCAGGUCCAAGUUUAAGGUGGGACGCAUCACUUUCCACUGGGGCCUAUGCAACGCCUCCUCUGACGGCUCCGAACACGGCAUCAAUGGAGAGAAAUUCCCCUUGGAGAUGCAGAUAUAUUGUUAUGAGGCAGAUGUUUUCAGUGACCUCGAUGAGGCCCUCAGAGAAGGAGGAAAGAUCACCGCAUUGGCUGUGUUGUUUGAGACAAGGAUUGAGGAUAAUGAAAACUAUUUGGACAUCAUUGACGCAGUCAACAGUGUCAGCCGUUACGGAAAGAGUGGCCCCAUCUCUCCCUUCACCCUUCAGGGUCUCCUCCCCAACUCCACAGAGAAGUAUUUCAUCUAUAACGGCUCUCUCACCACCCCUCCCUGCUCUGAGACUGUGGAGUGGAUCGUCUUCAAGAACACAGUCGCUAUCUCAGACGUUCAGUUGGAGAUGUUCUGUGAGGUGAUGACCAUGCAACAAGCUGGAUACGUCAUGCUCAUGGACUACUUGCAGAAUAACUACAGAGAGCAGCAGGAGCAGUUUAUGGGACAGGUCUUCUCAUCCUACACUGGCGUUGAGAAAGUCCACACUCCUAUUUGCAGUUCAGAGCCGGAGAAUGUGCAAGUCAGCCCUCAUAAUUACACCAGUAUGCUUGUGAUUUGGGAGAGACCGCGGGCCGUUUAUGACGCAAACAUAGAGAGAUAUUCCGUCACCUACCGCCCGAUCCAGGGAGAUGAUGAAUCUGCCUUAGAAUACUUGACUGAUGGUGACCAGGAUGUGGGGGCGAUCAUUCAGGACCUGGUGGCCAACACCAGUUACAAGGUGCAGGUGGUUGCCGUGUGCACCAAUGGACUAUAUGGCAGAGUGAGUGACCAGCUGACGGUGGACAUGCCCCUGGAUGAUCCUGACCCUGAGACAGAAUCAUUUGAGUAUGACGAGGAAGAUUAUCACAUCAAUCCCUUUUUGGUCAGACCGGACUCGAAUCAGCCACUAUAUCCUGUACGAACCACAACAGCCCGCUCAAGAGUUACUACAACAGAGCAACCGGUCCAUCCAGUCUUUGGCAUUCAGACAACAACACCAAAGACUCAUGAAAGAAGACUCCCGGUAGAUGACUCCCAGAGAAUUCAAGAUCAUUAUGUUCCAGUGACAUAUACAGAUAAACCUACAGUGAAAUACACAGAGCAACCCACCACCCCCACACCCAUAAACGCCUCUUUUGUUGUAGAUGUACACACAGAUAGACCAGAUACUAGUUCCAGAGUUGUAUCAGGAGUGUACUCAGAGUCUGACAGUAGAAGUAGUACCUUCACAGAUUCUCCAACAACUACUGUCACCCCUGAAAUAACAGUAACAUCAGCAUCAAUAGGCAUUUUGGGGGUUGAAGGAGUGUCUCAACCUGUAACUGACUCGGUGACUGUAGCCCCACUAUCUGAAACCCCAAUGGAAUCAACUUCCUCUCCUUUUCCCUCGGAGGUGCCUCUGCGGCCUAACUUGCCUUUCCCAACCACUGCCGCUUUCAGCACUGUUCUGUCGCAGACCACCCAGCCAGUGUUGAAUGGUGAGAGCGCCCCCUCUGUAUCUGACACCCUGUCCUACGUGCAUGCAAGUCCUGUGUCCCCUCAUUCCUUCAACAGUCUGUUGUCUGAGCCCAUCCCUGACCGAGACGUCCUGUACACUGUUUCCAUGCUAGUGUCUGGUGGUGAACAGUCUGUCAGCCCCUCCCCGUCCUACCCUACCCUAUUCCUCACCAGUUCUGUGUCCUAUUUGGACAUGGAGCCUGUCUCUAGUGCUGGUUGUAAUGAUGAUGAUGAUGGUGAUUAUGAUGUUUUGUCUGGGUCUAUCUCGAUUGACCCCCAAUGUGGAAGUACUUUUCCCCCUCAAACAUUACCGGAAGCAACUGGUUCUGUUAUCUCGGUGCAUCCUAGCUCUGAACACGACCUUCCACACUUCUCUGAGACCCCCAGUACUGUCUCUUCACUGGAAAUUCUUACAUAUCUCCAGCCUUCGGUUCCUGUCUCUAGCGACUACUCUCUGAUGACGACGACCCUUGACUCAACCGCUUCUCUCUCAGGUAGCAUUGGGGACUCCAACUUGUUAGCUGAGUGGGUAGAUUCCUCUCUGGUAGCUCCUACUUUUAGCCAAGAUGGUGGCUUUUCCAUACCUACACACUCUGCAGAUGGACAGCUGGAGAGCAGUGCCUCGGGCUCGGCUUUAGAUUUAGACUGGAGUCAGAGCUCGGCAUCAGGAGAAGAGAGUAACGCCCAAUACGUCCCUAUGGCCUCUCCUACAGAUGGACCUCCUGAUGAGACAGAUGAUGGGGGCGAGGAACACUCAUCUUCCUUCUAUUUUGAGGGUGAAAAUGGUACAGAAAGUGAAGCCAUUGAGUCAAGGGUUACCAUGCUCCCUAGCCCGUCCUGGACUCUAGGAAGAGGUGGGGAAGAGGAGAGCGGAUCAGGUGAAAGCCUCACAGAUAAUGAGACAUCUUCAGACUUCAGUAUCCCAGAGCGCACUGAGAGGGAUUCAGAGAAGGAACCAGUGGAAGAUGCCAAUAACAGCAGUCAUGAGUCACGAGUGGGCCUGUCGAGCAGCAUUGAGCAGCAGAAGAAAGCUGUGGUUUCUCUGGCUGUGGUCUCCACUCUCACCUUCCUGGGUCUCAUCUUUCUGAUCGGCAUUUUUAUCUACUGGAGGAAAUGUUUCCAGACUGCUCAUUUCUACAUAGAAGACAGUACAUCACCCAGGGUGAUCUCCUCCUCACCAAUGCUGAGCCCUGCAGGUGCCCAUGAACCCCAGUCAGUGAAACAAUUUGUGAAACACGUUGCUGAGCUUCACAACACCAACUCAUUUUACCGAGAGUUUGAGAUAUUGAAAGAAUAUUUUGAGGAGGUUCAGACUUGCACCGUGGAUCUUGGAACAACAACGGACAUCUCUAGCCAUCCGGACAACAAGAAUAAGAACCGAUACGUCAACAUUUUAGCCUAUGACCAUAGUAGAGUGCGACUUGCACCCUUGACAGACAAAGAUGGAAAGAGUGGAGGGGACUACAUAAAUGCCAACUACGUGGAUGGUUUUAACAAGCAGAAAGCCUACAUCGCUGCACAGGGGCCUCUGAAGUCCAGCACAGUGGAUUUCUGGAGGAUGGUCUGGGAGCAAAAUGUGGGAGUGAUCGUCAUGAUCACAAACCUGGUGGAGAAAGGAAGGAGAAAGUGUGAUCAAUACUGGCCCCUGGAGCAUCAGGAAGAGUACAGCAGUAUUUUGGUUACUGUAAAAAGCACUAAAGUCCUCGCUUACUACACUCAGAGAACCUUUACCAUCAGAAACACCAGCUUAAAGAAGGGUUCCCAGAAAGGUCGUAGUAACGAGAGGACAGUAAUACAGUACCACUACACACAGUGGCCGGACAUGGGCGUACCUGAAUACGUCCUGCCUGUACUUUCAUUUGUCUACAAGUCCUCAAGAGCCAGUACAGAUGACAUGGGUCCAAUGAUCGUACACUGCAGUGCUGGUGUGGGCAGAACAGGGACCUACAUAGUGCUGGAUAGCAUGUUAAAACAGAUUAAAGAACAGGGGACAGUUGACAUUAUGGGCUUCCUCAAACAUAUACGUACACAACGCAACUAUCUAGUUCAAACAGAGGAGCAGUACAUAUUUACCCAUGAUGCUCUAGUACAGGCCAUUUUGAGUCAAGAGACAGAGGUGCCAUCAAGUCAUGUUCACAGAUAUGUGAAUGACCUCCUGACACCGGGGGCCUCGUGCAAGACACGCCUGGAAAAACAGUUCAAAUUGGUGUGCCAGACAAAUAUCAAACAGAAUGAUUUUAGCAGUGCUCUGAAAGAAUGCAACAGAACAAAGAACAGAAGCUGCACCUUGAUACCUGUGGAGAAAUCCAGAGUGUGUCUGUCCACAUCAACAGAAGAAAUGUCAGAGUACAUCAACGCCUCCUAUGUCAUGGGCUACCGACAGAGCAAAGAGUUCAUCAUUACCCAGAAUCCUCUGGUCAGCACAGUGAAGGACUUCUGGAGGAUGGUGUGGGAUCACAACACGCAGGUCAUUGUUUCAUUACCAGAGACGAGUAGCACGACAGAAGAUAGCGAGCCAGUCACAUUCUGGCCCGGGAGAGAUCAGCCAAUCAGCUAUGAAACCUUCUCAGUAUCGUUAAGAGGGGAGGGCCACGUGUGCCUAUCCAAUGAAGAUUUGUUGACAGUGCAGGAUUACAUUUUAGAGGCUACACAGGAUGACUACGUUUUAGAAGUGAAGCAUUACCGGGCUCCACGCUGGCCCAAUCCAGACAGUCCUAUCAGUAAUGUCUUUGAGCUGAUCAACAUCAUCCAAAAAGAGUCUGGCUCUAAAGACGGACCCAUGGUCAUACACGACGAAUAUGGUGGUGUGACUGCUGGAACGUUCUGUGCACUGUCCACACUAGUGCAACAGCUUGAGGCUGAGAGUGUGGUAGACGUCUACAUGGUGGCCAAGAUGAUCAACCUCAUGAGACCUGGUGUCUUCACUGACAUUGAUCAGUAUCAGUUCCUCUAUAAAGCUAUCCUGAGCUUGGUCGGCACCCAAGAAGAUGAGCAAGCUCUUCAGUCCAGCAACAACAACGGCACAGCCCCAGGAGACGUCUCGAGCACAGCCGAGAGUCUGGAAUCCUUGAUGUAACCAUAGUGAUGAGACUGCACAGGAAAAAAAAAAAAAAAAAAAAUUUCUAUCAAAGAAUGCUCUUCUGUUUUCCCCCAAUCCCAUCUUUGAACUGAUAGCACUCUGCUGGAUGCAGUGCAACCAUUAAAUGUGUGCCUUUGUAAAUCACUCUAAAUUUUUAUGCUUAAAAGUAUAGUUUACCCAAAAAGGAAAAUUCUGUCAUAAUUUACUCACCCUCAUGUUGUUUUAAACAUGACUUUCUUCCUUCCAUGGAACACAAAGGAUAUGUAUGGGAAAAUGUUAGCCUCGGUCACCAUUCACUUUCAUUGCAUAUUUUAUUCCAUAAAAUGAAAGUGAAUGAGAUUGAACAUUUUGCCAAACAUCUCCUUUGCAUUCCACAGAAGAAAGAAAGUCAUAUGGGUUUGGAAAAACAUGCUUUCAAGUAAAUUGUGACAGAAUAAAAAAAAAAAUCCAAUUCUGGUGAACUAUCCCUUUAACUAAUUGUGUCUUUCUUAAACCAUAACCUUGUGCUAACGUCUUACUAAUGUCUUCUCAUAGAGUCUUAUAUUUAUUUGCUUAAAAGCUUGUUUAAAGGGAAAACAAACCUUUUUUAAUAAGACCGUUUUUUGAUUUUUUUCUAUUUUUUUGUAGUAGCCAAGAAUGUUAGCCACGCCUUUUUUCAUACAAAUAUAAAUACAAAGAAAGUGGCAAAAAAUUUUCAGCAGUCAUGGAUAAGGGCAGGAAAUAAUAUUCUAAUGUAAAUAAUAUUACAGCAACCCAUCGAUUGACCAAAUUUCUAUUUAUGUCUAGAAUUUUAUAAUUUACCAUCGAGGCACUAGUGCUUUAAGAUAUGGCUGCAUUAAUUUAGUCAACACAUUUGAAAUAAUGUUUUAAUAUUGCUGAUGUCUCAAUGUUUUGUAUUGUUCCUUGUGUAAGAAGCAUACUGACACUGUUUAGCUGUACAAGAUGUUUAUUUCUAUUCAUAGGAUUAAACGAAAGAAGAAAGCACACAAAUAGAGUGAUCUAUUUAUGCUGGGGUACUUCUUCUGUUUAGAGAUGCAUCAACACAGCAAGGUGUUUUGUCAUAACUCCUCAAAUUCUGUAUUGUGUUUAGUAGAGGUCUGUGGUGGGAAUGUCAGCGAUGAAAAAUUCUGUAUUGUGCAUAAUAGAGCUCUGUGGUGGAAAUGACAGUGAUGAAAAUGUAAUUUUUUACGUAAAAAAAAAAAAAAAAAGAAAAAAAAAGCAGACUCUUUUGUCUUGCUUAGGCUUAUUUUAUAGCAUAUAUCUUAAAUACACACAAUGAAAUAUUUUUACACUUUUUCAUAAUUUGGCAAAAAUGCAGCUGAAUUGUAAAUGACGCAGAAUAAAAAUAUUCUGUGCAUAAGUGAUAGUUAUCAUUGAUCCUCAAACAUUGCUUGUCUCAUGUCAUCUCAAGCAAAAACUAUUCUAUGAGCAAAAUUGUUUGGUGUGGUGGAAAUAAUGCCACAACUGUGGGGACAGCCAUGUUUUGAAACAAUUGAUAGAAAUAAUAUUUUAAAAUAAAUUUUGAAAUGGUUUAUUUCACUCUUAGUUAAUUAGUUCAUUCUAAUGUAUUUUCUCAGUUUAAUAUUGAAAGUCUGGAUCUGGGACAUAAAAGACAUUUGAAAAGUACCAAUAAUAAAUGCUGAAGGCCUGGCAAAAAGUUUCCAAGUCAAUUUUAAUGUGACCUUAUCACAAAAGAAAAAAGUUGAAAUCUGUUUGUUUUAAUAAAAAUAAACCCAGGUUGAUGAAAUUGCCUGAAGUUAAUGAAACUCCC